Messenger RNA from Ziziphus jujuba (common jujube), 3145 nucleotides. RefSeq names its product protein FAR1-RELATED SEQUENCE 2. Gene Ontology annotation, biological process: regulation of DNA-templated transcription. NCBI's taxonomy places the organism in Eukaryota, Viridiplantae, Streptophyta, Magnoliopsida, Rosales, Rhamnaceae. The coding region runs from base 319 to 2892 and encodes 857 amino acids. The transcript is spliced from 10 exons. Gene Ontology annotation, molecular function: zinc ion binding. The record is from RefSeq and is a predicted model, not a curated record.
UUGUUGUCUUUAAAAGUCACACUCUGUCCGGUUCCCCAGAAAAAGGAAAAAAUAAAAGUAAAAAUAAAAAUUGGGGCUUUAGAUUAAAAAGAAAAAAUAUUAAAAACCAAAGUUUCAAAGUUUCGUCUUUUUCUAUAUUGGCUUUCAGGUUGCAGCUUUAAAGGAGCCGAGCGGAGGGAAAUUAGGUUGCUGAGGUCCAAACUGGAAUGUUAGGUGACAAGCUUAAUAUUGAGGAUUGGGUUUGUUGUGCGGUAUAUAUAAAUUAGGUAAAAUUGAAUAAAAAUGACUUUUUGCAUCGAAUAGUUCAUAUUUUCUUCUAUGGAGAUCGAUCUUGAACUGCCAACAUGUGACCGAGAGAAAAUAGACGUUGGAUCAAAUAUAAAUGUUGACGAUGUCAAUACGAUGCGUAGAAACAAUGUUGAGGAAGAACAUGUUAAUUCUUCUGUGCCAAGUGAAAACCUUGAGGAAACUCAUGGAUCUAAUGCAAACCAAAUUGUUUCCAGUGAUCAGGAUCAGCUGGAUGUGAACAUUGUUAAGGUGGAUGGUCUAAAUAAAGGGUCUAUCUGUGAACCCUGCAGUGGUUUGGAGUUUGAAUCAAAGGAAGAAGCAUACUCUUUCUAUAGAGAAUAUGCUCGGUCUGUGGGAUUUGGUAUCACAAUCAAGGCUAGUCGGCGCUCAAAAAAAUCUGGAAAAUUUAUUGAUAUAAAAAUUGUGUGUUCUAGAUUCGGAAACAAGCGUGAGUCUGGUGCUACUGUCAAUCCAAGACCAUGUAUAAAAACAGACUGUAAGGCUAGCAUGCAUAUGAAGAGGAAAGAAAAUGGAAAGUGGGUAAUACAUGGUUUUAUAAAAGAGCAUAAUCAUGAGAUUUGUCCGGAUGACUUUUAUUAUGCUAUCAGGGGGCGGAACAAGCAAUCUGCAAUCGUUGCUUGUGAAAAGAAAGGCCUGCAGUUGGCUUUAGAUGAGGGAGAUGUACAAAUAAUGCUUGAACAUUUUAUGUGCAUGCAGGAAGAUAAUCCCAACUUUUUCUAUGCACUAGAUUUAGACCAUGAGAAACGUUUGAAAAGUGUAUUCUGGGUUUAUGCAAAAGGUAGGCAUGAUUAUAGCAAAUUUUAUGAUGUGGUCUUCUUCGAUACUUUCUAUGUAAGAAACAAAUAUAAAAUUCCUUUUAUUCCUAUUGUUGGAGUAAAUAAUCACUUCCAGUAUAUAUUACUUGGAUGUGCAUUGGUUGGGGAAGAAACUAAAGAAACUUUUGUUUGGUUAAUGCGGACAUGGCUUAAAGCAAUGGGUAGCCAAUCUCCAAGAGUGAUCAUUACUGAUCAAGACAAAUUAUUUAAAGAAGCUGUAGCAGAUGUAUUUCCUGAUGCACGCCACUGUUUUUGUUUAUGGCAUGUCUUAAGAAGGAUUCCUGAAAAUUUGGGUUGUAUGAUGAAUCAAAAUCAAAAUUUUAUGGAAAAAUUCAACAAAUGCAUUUAUCGGUCAUGGACAGAAGAACAAUUUGAAAGGAAAUGGUGGAAAAUGGUUGAUAGGUUUGAACUUACGGAGAAUGAAUGGUUUCAUUCAUUAUAUGAAGAUCGUAAAAUGUGGGUCCCAAAUUACAUGAAGGAUACAUUUUUAGCUGGAAUGUCUACGACUGAGCGAUCUGGAAGUGUGACCUCAUUCUUUGACAAGUACAUUUUUCCAGAAACUAUGUUCAAAGAAUUUAUUGGGAGGCUGUAUAAAGAAUAUCUGAAAGAUAAUUGUGACAUGGAAGCUACUGCUGAUUUUGAAACUCGACACAAGCAGCCUGGAUUAAGAUCUCUUUCACCUUUUGAGAAACAAAUGUCUUCUGUUUAUACGGAGGCAAUAUUUAAGAAAUUUCAGGUUGAGGUAUUGGGAGUAGGUUCUUGUCAUCUGAAAAAACAAAGUGAAAAUGAAGCAGCCGUUAUCUUUCAGGUUGAUGAUUUUGAAAAGCGCCAGAACUUCAUUGUUGUUUGGAAUGAAGCAGAGCGUAAAAUAUGUUGCUUAUGCCAUUCUUUUGAAUACGGAGGUUUUCUUUGUAGGCAUGCAUUGCUUGUGCUUCAAAUCUCUGGUACUGCUAAUAUCCCAUCCCACUACAUUUUGAAGCGAUGGACAAGAGAUGCAAAGGUUAACCAAACUAAUAUUGAAAUACCUAAGAGGCUUAAUUUCAGAUUUCAACGUUUUAAUGACCUGUGUAAACUAGCCAUUAAAUUGGGUGAAGAAGGAUCUUUAUCUCCAGAGGCUUGCCAUAUUGCACUUCAGGCAUUAGAUGAAGUACUAAAACAAUGUGUGGAUGUAAACAAUUCUGUAAGGAGUGUUUUGGAACCCAACAUGUCUGCAUUUCCUGGAUUCCUCAAUGUUGAAGAGAAGCAUGGAAACAGUAUGGGCAAAUCAACUAAGAAAAAGAAAACAUACAGAAAACGGAAGGGACAGUCUGACCCAGAGAGAACUGCUGGUAGGAUGCAAGAGAGCCGUCAGCAGAUGGAACAGAUGAACUCCAGGGCUCGCAACCUUGAUGAUUGUUAUAUUCCUCAACAGGAUAUGCAAGAGGUGCUUGGUUCCAGAGCUCCAGCUAUUGAUGAUUAUUAUGCUGCUCAAGACAGCAUCCAAGGAGUGGGGCGAUUGAACUCCGUUUCUCCUAUUGGUGAUGGUUACUAUUGCAACCAACAGGGGAUGCAGGGACAGUUGCAUUUGGCAUCUACACGUGUUGGCCACUAUGGGACCCAACAGAAUAUGCAGGGACUGUUGCAGGGACAGCCUAGUUUUAGAGUGGCAGCCAUGCAUGGAUGUUUCAACAUUCAGGAUAAUAUGCAAGAUGUGGAUCAGUCUGUUGGUUCAUCACAUUUUCGCAGCAUUGCAUCAAAGCAUUUACAAGAUAAACACCUCAGUCAAUAAUUGGUGGCUCAAUCCUUUCGGAAUAGAUGACAACAGAUGAGUGGAUUUCUAUUAAUCCUAGGAAGCCAAAAUAAAAAAGAGGCAAAACAACAAAACAUAUAAUCAUGGUGUAUUCAAUUUGUUUUUCUUUCUGCAAAUGUUGCUUGUUUUAUUGUCAAAAUCUCCUGUAUAUCCAAAUCAUUUGUAUAGCAGAUUAUCUAGUGAGAUAAACUGAAGCGGAGCUAAUACCAAAGCAGAUUUGACUUUCGAGCCA